AUGGACAAGGUAUCACGACUGAAAAAUCCAGAUCAUGUCAAAGAAGUACUGGGGACUAAAUGUGCCCGUGACGCCUACUCGGAUCGUCGUAUCCGUUCAAUCGAGCGAUUGUCUGGUACAGAAGUCCAUUUAAGUGAACUGAACCCUGCAAUGACCUGUUUUAAAGGCCUGCCAAGAAGACGUUUAACAAUAGCCGGACCAUCAUUCAUUAAUAUUUGUUGUGCAUUAAAUCUGUUUGAAAAUUUAUUACCCAGUGUCAUAAAAGGUGGUAUAUUUCCUUAUCGAUUACCAGAAAAUUCAUCGACACGCUUUCAAGCUGGUAAACGGAUGAGUUCAGUAUACAACUGGAUUUAUGGACGGCCGAAUGGUUCCGUUUAUCUGAGAAAACAGCUAGAUGAUAGGGGGGGCUGGCGAAGUCUUCUUCCUCCUCCACGGAGAGGUGUUAGUGCUGAAAGAGUAUAA
Messenger RNA from Trichobilharzia szidati, 462 nucleotides. The record is from the annotation of a GenBank genome assembly. Lineage: Eukaryota; Metazoa; Platyhelminthes; Trematoda; Strigeidida; Schistosomatidae.